GUCUAGUUUAAAAUAAAACAAACCCGAACUCUCCAGCUUGAAGUAUAUUAAAAACUCUUGGGACGCACUUCAGGGUCCUUUUAGGACCUUGAUCUCUGAAAAACUCCUAAACCGUAAGACUUAGAGACAAAAAAAAUUUUUCAUUCCCAUAACUCAUUGUGCCUAACAUUUAUGGAAAGUUUCGUCAAAAUCGGAUGUACGGUGUCGAAGAUAAUCUCUGAGGAAGGGGGGCCCUUAAGAGAGAGAAUGUUCUGCCAUGCAUUAUACACACCGUACAAACAUGACUAUCUGUGNUUGUUGCAAUUAUUCUUCAUAAUAAAACAUAACUUUUAUUUCUCAUCUCGUUAUUCCUAUUUAUUCUUCGUAUAAAAUCAUUCUAUAACAGCAAACAAAAUGCCAUUAUUAUUUUUAUCGUUAGUUUUAUUUGUUUUUGGCUCAACCUGGAGUACACCAUGGCUUGAUACAACGGCAUAUUCGGAAGUUGAACUUACUACACAAACGCGCUCUGAACAGCCACAAUUAGAAAAUGAUCGUCCACAGAUACUGAUUUAUCCAUAUUGGAGGAAAAUGGAUGAUCUAUUGAAAAGUCAUCAACAGAUUUUACAGAGUAUUCACAUAAAAUUAAAGAACAAAACACAGGAAAAGAAAAUGAAAAUUACAGCAUGA
Molecule: messenger RNA, 666 nt
Organism: Didymodactylos carnosus
Lineage: Eukaryota; Metazoa; Rotifera; Eurotatoria; Philodinida; Philodinidae
Source: the annotation of a GenBank genome assembly